ACUUGUUUUAACGUGAUGGAGGUCCGUCUAUUUCUACUGGACACAACACAACUUGGAAGACCUUCCAAUUUCCAGGCGAAAAUGUCAAAAUCUCCAUUAUCCUUGUUGGCGUUUCUAUUCUUCAUUCUUCAAUUUUCAUGUCCAGUUUCCUCAAUCAGAAAAGAUUCAAGUCUUCAACACAAACACACCUGUAAAACUACAGUUCAAGGAAGAUACUUAAUCGCUGAUGAUAUAGGUCAAGUUUGCGAUGCCCUUUCCAUCGAUCCAAUUUCUCGCUGUUGUCCUGGCAAACUAGAUCAAUUCUCCUGUAACGGUUGCAAUCUCAUCUCACAAUGUUGCAAUUCCUAUGAAUUUUGUGUUUCUUGCUGUUUGAAUCCAUCUAGAACACAAAAACAUCUAGCUCUAGGGGUUAAAAUAGCUAAACCUACAACAUCAGGGACUUAUUCGACACUUUUCGAUUUUUGUAAGGGUAGAUGUCGACAUAAUUCAGAAAGUGUGGUACAUGAAAACGCAUACUUAAGUGAAUAUCAUCAUUGUUUCUCUAUACCAACAUCUAACACUUCAUCUAGCGUACAAACUGAAGUGAGAUUAGCUGGAAUUAAUAUUGUGAUUGGGAAACAAGGGGAAUCGUGUGAUUCGGUGUGUAAAUCAAGUGGUUUAUCGUGUGUUCCGAAUAAAUUUAUGUUGCUUAAUCAGUGUGAAAUGAUGCAUAAGUAUUUGAGUUGUAAAGGUGGAUGUUUGUCAAGUGUUGGAGCUGAUCAACCUGCUGAAGUUGUUGAUGAUGCACCGAGAGAUUUGAAUCCUGGAGCGUGUUUGUAUACGUCGCAAGUAAAUAUGUUGUCUUGUGAUGGAUCUCAUCAGCUUACGAAGAGGCUAUGUCCGUGCGCCUAGUUUGGUGAAUUUCGCGUCCUCAAUCUGUAUUGAUUUAAUCUAUCAUUUUCGAUAUAUGUGUCUUACUUUCCUAUGUCAAUUUUUUUUUAUAUUUAGUAACUCUUUUAACUCUAACAUGUAACAUGACAUGUUUAAGAACACUUAAACAUUUUAUACACCUUUAAUUUAAGACCACAAGAUUUAUGAA
Molecule: messenger RNA, 1078 nt
Organism: Lycium barbarum (goji berry)
Lineage: Eukaryota; Viridiplantae; Streptophyta; Magnoliopsida; Solanales; Solanaceae
Exons: 1
Coding region: 16-891 (291 amino acids)
Biological process (GO): positive regulation of SREBP signaling pathway; protein N-linked glycosylation
Molecular function (GO): alpha-1,6-mannosylglycoprotein 6-beta-N-acetylglucosaminyltransferase activity
Source: RefSeq, a predicted model, not a curated record